This is a messenger RNA of Sclerotinia borealis F-4128, 852 nucleotides long. NCBI's taxonomy places the organism in Eukaryota, Fungi, Ascomycota, Leotiomycetes, Helotiales, Sclerotiniaceae. The record is from the annotation of a GenBank genome assembly.
AUGUCGCACGCACGAAUCGAAGAGGUCGAGGACAGCGAUAAUGAAUAUGGCGCCAGCGAUCCAUCAGAAGGCGAUAUCUCAGAUGUGGCCUCAGAUUUCUCAGACCGCGACAUCAUCAAGAAAAGGACACCAGCACCCUCGUCCACCAAUGGCGCACCGCCGCCUAAUGCCAAAUCUUCUCAAAUGAACCCUGCCGACAUACCAUUUUCUGGCUCGCAAAUAACUACCGGCGCAGAUGGCACACAAUUUCGCUCUACGGAAGAUAGUUCCAAAUACAAAGAUUUCCAGUGCAUAUAUCCAAUAUAUUUUGAUGCUACCAGAAGUCGAGCAGAAGGCAGAAGAGUGGGCAUGGAGCUGGCCGUCAAAAAUCCAAUCGCCCGCGAAAUCGUAGCUGCAUGCUCUAGACUUCGAAUCGAAACUCUAUUUGAGCCAGUUAAGACUCAUCCUAAGGAUUGGGCAAAUCCGGGCCGGGUCAAGGUCAAUAUCAGAGGAGGGGGAAAUCCAGAUAUCAAGAACAAACACCACCUCUACACAUUCAUCGCGAAACAUCUGAAAGACAACCCCACCACAGAUAAAACCGCCAUGCAACCUCAACUCGCUGGCAUACCACCCCCUGAUCCUAGCAAGCCAUUAGCCAGACCUGCAGUACCAAAAGGAUGGAAUAUAGGAGAAAUAUUACCAUAUUAUAGCGCAGCUUUGUCUGGUGGUGGUGUCAGUGAGAAUUUUUUCAAGGAUAUGAUGGCAGAGAUGGGAGGACAAAUGCCUGGACUGCCGGGAAUGAUGGAUGGACCAUCAAGUAGCGCGGCCUUGGAACCAAAGAAAAAGGAUAAGAAGAAGAAGAUUAAGGGCUGA